Messenger RNA from Rodentolepis nana, 627 nucleotides. The record is from the annotation of a GenBank genome assembly. Lineage: Eukaryota; Metazoa; Platyhelminthes; Cestoda; Cyclophyllidea; Hymenolepididae.
AUGCAGGAGAUUGAUGAGAUAAGAAGACAUACCCCUACUAGAUUACAGCAGAGAUUCUCUCUAAUUUUGCAAGAUUUGAAAAGUCAGCUGAACUACAUAGACGACACCAUUAGUACCAGCCAAUCUGCCUCUGAUAUUGCUCACAUCCGAACGGAUUCAUUUUCAAAGAUUGAUUCAUAUCGACACUGGGCCAUUGAUUGUCCGAUUGAUGAUUAUGCUGAUGAGCCUCAAGAGCAGUGUGCCGAAUGUGGCGCCGAGUUGGAUGACUUAUGCCAACUCUAUAGAGAGAAAGCGCUCUGCUCCCAAUGCUUCCUGAACAGCGAAAUUGUCGCGGUUUGCAACGCUUGCCAUGAGGCAAUAGAAGGUCGGGUUGUCAAAGCUCUGGGAAAAACAUGGCAUCCACAUCACCUCGUUUGCAGUAAAUGCGAAAUGAAUCUCAGUGGAGGUCCAUUCUACGAAGAGAAUGGGAAACCGCUGUGCUUUCACCACUUCCGCAAUAUCAACAAAGAGGCCUGUCAUAAAUGUCGAAAUCUCCUUCCCGAGAGUGUCGUGGAAUUUAGCAAUAAGCUCUACUGCCCGGAUCACUUUGACUGUGAAUUUUGUGAUUCACCUCUCAAAUCAGGGUGA